AUGAAAACUUUCUUAUUGAUCUUUUUGUUAAUAUGUGUCUGCAAAGGUAUAACCAAUAUUACAACACCAUCUAUUUAUUUUGAUUUAAAAAAAAUUAAUAGAUUCCAAGAUUAUUUAAAUAAUGGAAUUACACCAAGUAUCAAUUUGACUUUUCACGAUUUUUAUUAUCCAGAUGUUUGUGUUAAUACAAUUAAAAAUAUUGAUGGAUCAACAAAUUUCGUUAAAUCAUCAUUUUUAAAUGCACCAACUAAUUUUGCAAAUCUUUAUAUUACAAAAGGAUCAAAAAUGACAGUAAAACCAAAUCAAAUAUUAGGAGCAUUUAUUAAUAUACUAUGUAUUGAAGGAUCACUUGAAGUUCCAGUAGGUGUUUUUCCAUUUUUUAUUGGUGCAUUAGUAAUAUUACCAGGUGGAAAUUUUAAGAGUGAAAGUUCAUUUAGAUUUAUGAAUUUAGUAAAUUCAAAGAUUGAUCCACUUAAUUUUUUCCCUGGAAUAUUGACAUUGGGUGGAUCACUUUCAAUUUUAGGACCAAAAUCAAUUAAAUAUUCAGCAAAUCGUUUAGGUGAUUUUCAAUUUCAAUUAUUAGAAUUAAUUGAUCCAAAUUCAUUCAAUAGUGAUUAUAAAGCAAAUAUUUAUAGUGAAUCAUUUGUCACAGGUCAACAAUGUGAUUUCGUGUCAAUUACUAAUGGUUACACUCUAACAGUUGGUGGUUGUCAAGGAGUACCAUCAACUGAUGUAAAUAUUUAUAUUUUCUUUGCAACUGUUGAUUAUGAUUGCACAUUCAUUGAUUCUGAUUCAGAGGUACCUGCAUCAAUCUAUAUCAGUGGUGAUACAAAUGUACAUAUUGAGAAUUUCUUUUUAAAUUCGUUAGGUAAAACUACCAAUGCCAAUUACAACGAUACCAUAUUGAUUUUCUCACCAACUGAUGACACAAAUGUAACUGAUAUUAUCAUUGGAACCAAUCAAAGAUAUAGAAAUUCAUUAUUUGUAGAGUUUUCAAAUAAUGUCACAUUGAGGAAUAAUUUCAUUAGAGAGUCAAUUGAGUCUAGAUCACCAUUGAUGUUUUUUGCAUCGAGUCCAAUCUUGGAGGGAAAUUUAGUUGUUAGUAAUUCCGGGUCAAGUGUAAUCGCUCAAUUUGGUACUGAAUUCAUUCAAUCAACUAAUAAUAGUUAUUUUUUAGAACCACCAACUCAACCUGUAAUUCCAAAUGAUAACAAUAUGGAUUAUGGUACAGAAGGGAAUGGCAUCUACUCUCUCUCACCAAUAGUUUCAUUUACAACUGAUGUAUUUGUCGGUCAAUUAAUUUCAAUCAAUUUCAAUUUUAUUGCAAAUAGAUCAUUAGUAACUGGUUUCAAUUAUGAUUGUUUUGCACCAUGUUAUCCAGGUUCACCAAUCAUAUCAAAUCUAGUUCAACAUUCUGUUGAUUUUAAUAUUAUUAAACCAACAUUUUCAUAUUCUCAUGGUAACACUACCAGCAGCACCACCACCAGCAGCACCACCACCAAUACCAAUUCUCAUUUUCUUUUAAAUGUUAAUGAUAAUGGUAAUGAACCAAGUUCAUAUUAUUCAUUCAAUCAAUUAUCAAUAGCAAGUGAAGCAAUUAAAGUAAAUUUACCAAUUGGUACAUUGGGUAUUGGUAAUUUAUUUGCAACAAAUAAUUUUAAAAUUGAUGGUGCACUUGAAAGAUUAGAUAUUUUAAAUUCAAUAUUUAAUUUACCACCACCAAUUUCAAAUAAUUUCUCACAAAGUGGUAUUUUAUUAUCAACAACAACUUCAAUGUUAAAUUCAUAUGUUUUCGUUUCAAUUGGUUCAGAACCAACAAGAAUUGAAUCUCAAAUUUAUGGAUCAACAAUUACACCUUAUUAUUAUAAUAAUAUUGAAACACUUGAUCUAUUUCAAAUUCAAUCAAUUUUUCCAUCUGUACAAUAUCAAAUUAUUAAAAAUUCAACCAUUAAUAUAACUAUUAAUAUCACCACCACCACCACCACCACCACCACACCCACCACCAACAAUGUAGUUUGUUCAUUUACAUCAAUUGUGAAUCAACAAUCAUCAGUAACAAAUGAAAUUUCAAUCAAUGAAACUUUAAUUCAAAUGGAUCCAAUCCUUAACAAUUGUGUUUUUCCUUUAUCAAUUGAUCAAGAAGGUUCUUUAAAAUUACGUGUAACUAUAAAAAAUCAAAAUUCAACUUUAGAAAAUCAAUAUUAUUAUAUAAUUGAUUUCCCUGAAAUUACAAUUUUUCAAAGUUUUCAAUUUUAUACUGGUAUAAAAUUUAUUGAUGUUCAAUCAUCCUCCUCUUCAUCACAACAAACUUCUUCUUUUUCACCUACAACUACAACAUUUCUAAAUUUAUUAUCAACAACAGAAAAUUCAAAUGGGUUUCUAAAUGGUUGUCAAAUUAGUAAUCAAUGUACAUUAUCAAAUAAUGUUAAAUAUGUUUCAUCAUUACCAAAUGUAACCAAUUCACCAGAUUUUCAAUUAUUUCAAAGUGGUAUAACUCCAAUAAUACCAUAUGAUCCAGUGGUUAUAAAUUUAGGAAUUGAAAAAAAUAAAACAUUUCAAUUUCAAUUAUUUUUUACCUUUUAUCAACCAAUCGAUCAAUAUUCAAGUCCAUUAUCAAUCUUUAUUCAAAGUGAACCAUAUUUGUUAUUGGAUCCUUUAAUUGAUGCACCAAACUUUAAAAAUUUCACAUUUUUCUAUGAUAAUCUUAAUCAAGAUUCAAUUGAAAUUUCAUUUAUCUCAAGAGGUGAUAUUUAUUUAACUUCAAUGGCUAUUUAUUCUUUAGAUCUUGUAUCAUAUGAAAGUAGUGAUAGUAGUAGUAGUAGUAGUAAUAGUAGUAGUAGUACUGGCAAUGGUAUUGGUGAUAUUGUAAAUAAUGAGGAUAAUCAUAAAAAAUUAGUAAUUGCAUUAUCAGUUUCAAUUCCAGUUGCAGCAUUAUUAGUAAUUUUAUGUUUUGGUAUUUUCAUUUGUUACAAUAAUAAUAAAAAGAAUAAAAAUGAAACCAAAGGAAAAGAUAUUGAAACUAAUACUGAUAAAAAAGAUGAUGAAAAUGAAAAUGAAAAUUGUAAAUUUCAAUUCAAAGAUGAAUUUUUAACAAAUCCAAAUGAAAUUAAUAUUCAAUUAAAAAAAUUAAUGAUUAAUAAAUCAUCAACAUUACCACCACAAUCAACAAUUUCAAUUGAUACAUCACCAUCAUCUGAAAAUACUACUUUCACUGAAUCAUUAACACCAAAGAAAUCUGCAACUGUUAAUGGUGAAAUUGAUUUUAGUAGAAAUAGUACAAAUGAAAGUACUGUUUCUAAUUCUUCUUCUGAAAAUAAUAGUGAUAAUAACAACAAUAAUAAUAAUAAAUGUAAAAAAGAAAAACUAUCAUCAUUCCCAACAAUACCAGGUACAAAUCUUACAAAUAUUCCAUUAAAUUUAGUUGGUAGAAAAUCAAGAAAUCCAGAAGAUAAAUAUAGAACCAAUAAUGAUAUUUUAGUUUGUCUUCAAGAAUCUCAUUAUUUUAAACCUGAUGAUCCAUCAAUACCAAUAGAAUUUAGUGAAUCAGUUUUAGAUUUUGGUAGAGGUUCAAAAUGUUUAAUCGAUGAAACUUACAUUUAUACAAUCUCUGUUAAAAAUAAAUCAACUACUGAUUAUAAUAUUUUAUUAAUUUUACCUAUUGAUAAUAAUACUGGUACAAUUUCAACUGAUACCCAAUAUUUUCAAAUUAAUGCUGGUGAAAGUAAACCAAUUAGUUUUUCAAUUAGUUUAAAUUGUACAACAAAGUAUUUUGAAAAAAUUGGAGUUUCAAUUGAAGAAUUAAAUUAUCAUACAUUUAUUUGUGUACAUAUGGAAUCAGAAUUAUCAACAAGAUUAGAUUUUUCAGAAUUAGAUUUUGAUGAAAUUUGUGGUCAAGGUACUUAUGGAAUGGUUUAUAAAGGAAAAUGGAGAUCACAAGUUGUAGCAAUUAAAAUGAUGAGAGUUGGCACUGUAAAUUGUGAUGAAGUUUAUAGAGAAAUGGAUAUUAUGGGUAAAAUUCGUCAUCAAAAUGUUAUCUCUUUUAUUGGUUGUGUUGUAUCAUUAGAGCAUCUUUGUAUAGUUACAGAGUUUUCACCAAUUGGUUCAUUGGGUGAUUUAAUUCAUGGUGAUAAUAAUCAAAAGAAAUCCAACACCAACACCAUCACCAACACCAUCACCAACACUAACACCAACACCAACACCAGUACUAGUACCAGUACCAAGCUAACUGUAAAACAAAAACUUAGAAUUGCAAUUGAUAUUGCUCGUGGUUGUCAAUUCCUUCAUCAGUGUGGUAUUAUUCAUCGUGAUUUGAAACCCGAUAAUGUAUUAGUAUUCGAUAUCAAUCAUAAUGCUCCAGUUUGUGCAAAGAUCUCUGAUUUUGGAACUUCAAAGGAAACUAAUGAAUUCAGUAACAAGAAUACCAAUUGUGUUGGAACACCAAUCUAUAUGAGUAAUGAAAUCUUGGAGAAAAAGACCUACGAUAAUUCUACCGAUGUUUACUCAUUCGCUGUACUUUUCUAUGAAAUGAUGAUUGAAGAAGUACCUUUCUCUGAAAUCGAUGAAAAAUGGGAAAUACCAAGUAAAGUUAUAAGUGGUUGGAGACCUACUAAAGGUUUAAAUUCUUUAGAUAGAGAUAUUAAAAACUUAAUUAAUAUAUGUUGGGCUCCUCAUUCAUUACCAUCUUUUGAUGAAAUCGUUUUCUCUCUUGUAAAAAUAUUUAAAAGAUUUAAUUAA
Messenger RNA from Dictyostelium discoideum AX4, 4734 nucleotides. RefSeq lists its product as hypothetical. Gene Ontology annotation, cellular component: membrane. Gene Ontology annotation, molecular function: protein serine kinase activity; protein kinase activity; ATP binding. Bases 1 to 4734 code for a protein of 1577 amino acids. The transcript is spliced from 4 exons. The record is from RefSeq and is a predicted model, not a curated record. Lineage: Eukaryota; Evosea; Eumycetozoa; Dictyosteliales; Dictyosteliaceae.